Messenger RNA from Neodiprion virginianus, 1318 nucleotides. Its product is annotated as zinc finger protein 512B-like. The record is from RefSeq and is a predicted model, not a curated record. Lineage: Eukaryota; Metazoa; Arthropoda; Insecta; Hymenoptera; Diprionidae. The coding region runs from base 138 to 851 and encodes 237 amino acids. The transcript is spliced from 3 exons.
GAAAAUUACGUAAGGAACGCGUCGUCGCGUCGUGGCCCCCCCCGGGAAGGGACCUCCUGCGGAGGGUUUGCAAUUCGUAUAAAAGAGGACCAUCUCCGAAGAGUCUUCAGUUGCAAGCUCGAAACAAGCAUAGCAGCAUGAACGCAAAGGUGAUAAUUUUUUUCGCCCUCGUGGCCCUCGCCAUUGCGGAGGAGCAUAAGCCAGAAGCCAAGCCUGCGAAAGCAGGUGCAGCACCAGUUGCGGAUGCUUCCAAGGCUGGGACUAAGCCAGCGGACUCGAAGAAGGACAAGCGAGGACUUCUCGGACUCGGCUACGGAUCCGGAUGGAACUCAGGUCUCGGCAUCAACAGUUACUCUUCCCUGGGAUCUGGCUUGAGCUACGGAUCUGGCCUCAACUACGGAUCUGGUAUCGGCUACGGAUCUGGUCUCGGCUAUGGCUACGGCUCCGGUCUCGGUUUGGGCGAAAGUGUCAGCUCAGUGACGAUCACUAAGGAAGUCCCAGUCGCAGUUCCCCACCCAGUUGCCGUCCCCGUUGAGAAGCACGUCGCCGUUCCCGUAAAAGUGCCGUACGCGGUUCCUGUCGACAGGCCGUACCCCGUCCAUGUGCCAAAGCCGUACCCAGUUGAGGUCACCAGGCACGUACCCUACCCCGUGGACCGUCCUUACCCAGUCGCCGCUCCGUACCCCGUCAAGGUCCACGUUCCGGCCCCUUACCCAGUUGGAGUGCCCCAGCCCUACGCCGUUCCCGUUGUGAAGCACGUCCCAGUCGCCGUUUCGCAGCCCGUUAUCAUCGAGCGCAACAACGGAUGGAACUCAGGAUGGUCUGACGCGUCCAGCUACUCAUCCUGGUAAACGUGAGCCUCGAUGUGGAAGGAGCACGAGUCGGAAACUGUUUUAUUCUACGAAUUGAUUGUGCCUAUUGCACAGACUUCGUUUCCACGAAGAACCGAUUGCUCACUUAUUAACGGAACCGGAAGCAGGGAUAAGAAAUAAAGGAGAAGAAGGCCUUGUCCUGGUUUUCCAUGGUUUUCUAACACCCUCAAUUCGUUGAAUUGAACUAUAAAUAUACAAGUGUUCCUUAUUUGGACAUUCGAGAUCAUUCAGGAGAAUAGUGCUCAUUUUAUUAAUGUUCUUAUUAUUUUGCAAUCUCGUUCCAGCAUUUGUGUACAUUUUUCUUUUGCGAAAAAAAAAAUGUAUACAUCUAUGCGAACGUUUUACACGUUGUGAUGCUAUUUGCAUUAUACAUACACAUACCACGUGUGUUAACUAUAAUAAGAACUUUGACAUUUCUGUACAAUAAAAAAUGUUACAUAUACAUG